AUGUCCAAACAGACACAACAACAACGAAGACAAAUCCGUAAGGAUUAUCGUGUCCUCAUUCAAGAUACACAAAAAAACAAGGAUAGUUUAGUACAAUCAGAUAGUGGUGGAUUAUUACAAAUGCUUGAAAAGGGAGAACAAUUGUACUCUCAAGUAAAUAUGCCUAGAGAGGCAGCGUUGGAUUCUGAAUUUCUUAGUUUGGCAUCACAACUGGGCUAUGAAAAGACACAAAGAUUCAAAGUAGCUUUUAGUACAUUUGAUAGUAAUGGUUUUAUCAAUAGAUUAUAUACAACACUCUCUCAGUUGGGAUCUGAUCAAGAUGGGCAGGAAGAGCAACAAGAUGAUGAUCAACAAGAUGGUGACGAUGAUGAAAAUAAUAAUAACAAAAAGAAAAGAAAAAAAGGACGUUCAUCGUCAACAGAUGAUGUCCAAGAAAGAGGAUGGAAAAGAUUUGGAGCAAAUGUUGCAAAGCAAUUCAAUCAGACACCAGAUUUUGAUUUCAUGUAUGGUCCAAUUAGUAUAGAGGUGGUGGAAAAGGUUAGAAAGCAACCCCAACGACGUGGAAAAGAUGAAGUAGGAAAACUGGUUGUCCCCGAGCAGGUACAAGAUACAGCGGGCGCAAAUCAACAAAACGAAACAACCAGUCAACGUGUACAUAAUAUGAAACGAUAUUUGGAGAAAAAGAAGCAAGCAGACUUUAUUGAUGUAGUGACAGACAAGACAUCGUUUGCAAGAUCUGUUGAAAAUAUGUUUUAUUUCUCUUUUCUUUUAAAAGACGGCCAAGCAAAGUUGGUUCCAAACCAACAGACAGGCGCUCUCAAUAUCGAAGCUGCACAACCCCCAGAGGAAAAAGAUUAUACUACAGGAAGAGCUACUCAAAGACAUUCGGUUGUAAAAAUGGACUAUGAUAUUUGGAAAAAACUAUCACAAUGUUCAAAUCAGCUGCCAGAUUUCAAUAUUGCUGAUGGGGAUGGAAAGAAAAAAUAA
Molecule: messenger RNA, 987 nt
Organism: Cavenderia fasciculata
Lineage: Eukaryota; Evosea; Eumycetozoa; Acytosteliales; Cavenderiaceae
Exons: 2
Coding region: 1-987 (328 amino acids)
Biological process (GO): DNA repair
Cellular component (GO): Smc5-Smc6 complex; nucleus
Source: RefSeq, a predicted model, not a curated record